AUGAGCGGGUCAUCUGGGCUGGGUCAGGCCGAGCUGACCUACCUGAUCGUGUUUUGCACGCUUGUUUCGCUGAUGCUCGUCUGUGCACUUGUCACCCUCAUAUAUUACUUAUUCUUCAGAGACUCGCUGCUUGGAGCUCACGACGACGAGAACAACGUGAUCUGCGAUGUGCUGAAGUACAAUCCGGCCAACUACCGCAACCAGGCUCUAUUCCAGUCGCUUAACAAGGUGGACAGACUGCGCUUUGUUCUGGCCAGACGAUUUUUCGAGGAAAAGCCUCCUAUUCUGCGCUUUAAUAACACCCCGGGCGAAAUCGACACUACUUAUUUAUUAAUUAGAGACCGUGGCAUCAGCAGUUUCUAUUUCGAAACAUACUACGACCAACUUUCCGAGCUGAGCCAGUCCUUGUGCGAUUCAGAGGCUGAAGAGGCGUCCGAGACCACCGCGUUGUUGCAGCCCAAGAGGCCUGAUUAUACGCAGGCACAGUUCAAGAAAGUGCCCUAUUACGUCGAGGACCUCACAGACAUCUCUUUCUCCGGCUCUGAGCAGAGUAGCGCCAUUCUGAACCUGCCAGUGCCGAUUAGAAACCGCAAGAACGACACGGUCUAUUUCGAGGCCAAGCUUUACGACUUCGACCACCGCCGCUGCAUGGUCUCUGUUGGUCUUUGCACAAAACCGUAUCCGAACUUUCUGCUGCCUGGACUGCAUCCCUAUUCGGUUGCGGUGCAGACAGACGGAUGUCUUCGCUUGAGUAACAGGCCUUUCCCCAACGACCCUGACUUGCCUGUUAUUCUGCCCCAGCUGCUGGAAGGCGACGUGAUAGGAAUCGGCUAUAAGGCCUCGAACGGCAAUGUUUACGUGACGCACAACGGAAAGAAAAUAAUCGAGGCCGUCCAGAACCUGAAAACAGAGCUCUAUCCGUGUAUUGGAGCCGUUGGCGGGCCGUGCACUGUCUCAGUGAACCUGGGCCAGAUCGGGUUUGUUUUCAUAGAAGCCAACGUGAAGAAACUGGGUUUUUGCGAGAGCCAGAACGAGGGAACGAUCGGCGCACCACCGCUCUAUUCUCCAAAGUUAAUCAAGAAUGAUAUUCUUCUAGAACAGGGCGAGCAGCUGCCUCCGGAGUAUCCUUCUGACGAAGAGACAUUUUUUGGACCCAAGCCGUAUCUAGAAAAGUCCAAGAAACGCGUGGGGACUCCAGAAUCGGAUCCGCCUCCGUACCUAGGAGACAACAGCGAGAAGAAGUCGCUCGACGACGACCAGCCAAGCGUCAUGGACCCCACCGAGUACGAGCGACGAAUCGAUAAUAUAGGGACUUCGCCCGCAUUAGGAACCAGCAAGACCGCGGGACCGUUUAUAGGAUAG
Messenger RNA from Ogataea angusta, 1362 nucleotides. RefSeq lists its product as uncharacterized. The record is from RefSeq and is a predicted model, not a curated record. NCBI's taxonomy places the organism in Eukaryota, Fungi, Ascomycota, Pichiomycetes, Pichiales, Pichiaceae. Gene Ontology annotation, molecular function: protein binding. The transcript has a single exon. Bases 1 to 1362 code for a protein of 453 amino acids.